This is a messenger RNA of Coregonus sp. 'balchen', 5550 nucleotides long. NCBI's taxonomy places the organism in Eukaryota, Metazoa, Chordata, Actinopteri, Salmoniformes, Salmonidae. The record is from the annotation of a GenBank genome assembly.
AUGCAUAGAAAGACAGCACAACAGGGAGAAAACAGACUCAGAGGCCCAGUUAUAGUGGUGAGUUGUAUCUCCAGACUCCAGUGGUGUUUUAACAUGUUGUAUUUGUUUCAAAUAUUAGCUUGUUAAAAAGAGCUGCUUAAAAAAGGAGGAAGACCAUGUUCCUUCAGUCACUGGUACAGUAAAGGUUGGGAAACUCUGUACUAUAGUGUACUGCUUAUGUUAUACGCAGCAGGUUAGGAGAGUUAGGUUAAGGUUAGGAAAAGGGUUAGGGUUAGCAAAAAUGCUCUCCUAACCUGCUACAAUAAUCACUUCCGGUAAUAGUUGUGGCAUAGAUGGCAGCAUUCUCUAAUAACUACUUGCCAAUUUCUGUUUCAUACUUCUCAAAGUUGAUAACUAGCUUAUUACAGUUUUUUUUCAGUGAUUCAAUUCAGAAAGAUAUCAUAAUUUGCUAAUUGAAAGGAUUAUAUUUACAUGUACUAAAAUACAUUAAGUCUACAGGUCAGUUUAUCUCGAUACUUCAAAACUCCUAAGAACUUCAUCAAUCCAGUGUGUGGGUCUUCCAGUGAGUUGGAGAGGUUUGAGGAACCAUGGAACAGUUUGAAAGCUUGAUAUGGACUGUAAGUGAAACAUUUCUGAUUUGCACAUUUUGUGGCUUGGCAUCUUUUUACUAGCCUUAUAUGCCGCGAAACCGAAUGUAAACUUGCGAGAUCAGGAUGGUUUGUAUGAGGCUCUCUUUUCACGCAACAGAAAUUCCUGGCACCAAACAGUAUGCUCAAUUCACAGUAUGCUCAAUUCACAGCAUGCUCAAUUCACAGCAUGCUCAAUUCACAGUAUGCUCAAUUCACAGUAUGCUCAAUUCACAGUAUGCUCAAUUCACAGUAUGCUCAAUUCACAGUAUGCUCAAUUCACAGUAUGCUCAAUUCACUGUAUGCUCAAUUCACUGUAUGCUCAAUUCACAGUAUGCUCAAUUCACAGUAUGCUCAAUUCACAGUAUGCUCAAUUCACAGUAUGCUCAAUUCACAGUAUGCUCAAUUCACAGCAUGCUCAAUUCACAGUAUGCUCAAUUCCCAUCAUGCUCAAUUCACAGUAUGCUCAAUUCACAGUAUGCUCAAUUCACAGUAUGCUCAAUUCACAGUACGCCACCACAUUUACAAAAGCCAGUUUAAAAUGGUCCUACAUAAUUACAUUAUAUUUGAAUUGUGGAUAUUUGUUAGAAUUUUCCUAACUAGUUCUGUAUGUUUUAUGAAUACACAUCAGUUUCAAUUUGAGUGAUUAGUGUAUAUUUUCUCUACUUCCAGAUACCUAUUAUAUUGGUGCUUGUAAGCAUCGGAUCCUGUAUUGCAUGUGGUAGAGCCGAGUACAGAAUAGGGGAUGAAUGUUGUCCCAUGUGUUCACAAGGUAAGGACCGUCUCUUUACAUCAUAUGAAUCACCAGACAUUAAUACAUCAUCAACACCAACAGAAAAACAUGACAUUGUGAUUCUCUCUUCUGCAGGAAAUCGUGUAUAUAAGCAUUGUACUGAAUUCACCAGCACCAGCUGUGUGCCCUGUGUUGAUUCUACAUUCCUUGAUGAGCCCAAUGGUCUCAUAAAAUGCAAAGUGUGUACCAACUGUGAUCCAGGUAAGAGUGGUCCUGUGUGUCUGCACUGAAACCCUGACACAAACACUGACAUGUUAGUCUAUGCUGUUGUGCUAUGAGGAUAUGUCAGUUGUAUGAAUGAAAUGUGUCUCAUAUUUUGCAUCAGAUAUAACACACAAUGUUUUCUCAAUAGGUUUGGGUUUGAAGGUAAAGCAGCGAUGUAGACCUUCAUCAGACACUGUCUGUGGGACACUGGAGGGGUUCUACUGUCUAGACCCAACUAAGGAUGGUUGUAGAGCAGCCCAGAGACACAGCAGCUGUAAACCUGGUCAAUACAUCAGCCACACAGGUUGGUCUUGUGUCUCACUCGUUAUACUAAUUGUGUUGUCAUAAUUCAAUUGAGUCAAGUUGUUAACUUCAGUGUGAAUAAUCAUUACAGUUAAUGGAAUUAAAUAAAAAUGAAUUUUUAAUUUAUAUUUCAACAUGUAUUUGUGUAUUUGUGCAGGAACAACAUCUACAGAUACUGUGUGUGCUGACUGCCCUAGUAAAACUUAUUCAGAUGGAUCAUUAACAUCUUGUCAACCACACACAGAGUAAGCGUGGACAUUAUUAGUUAGUUUAAAUGGUUAUUCCCCUGAAGAUAUAUAAAUACAAUCAUUAUUAUCCUCAAAUAGAAUCUUUAAAAAACUAUAUUUAUGUUUUUGACAUAGAUGUGAAUUCUUGGAAAUUGAACCAGGAACUCCUUGGUCGGAUUCAGAAUGCGGAGUAACCUCACUUCCCACAGCUGGAAUAAUAGCUGGUGUUCUGAUAUGUUUCCUGAUAGCCACCAUAGCUGGUGUUUGUUUAUUUAUAGUGAGAACAAGAGAGAUGGUGAGAACAAGACAAAACUUAGGUAAGAUGACUUUUGGAAUUUUAUCUGUGCCAUUCAUUGUUUUCAUUGCCUGUGAUACUCAGCAUACUCUUUGAAUGCUAUAUUUUCUAUUUCUCAUAUAGUGUAGAUUAUUACUGUUUGUUAACGUCAUGGUUACACGGUAUGUUUAUUACAAUACUGGACAUCUGACUUUUUUAUAGACCCUCAAAUACUGACACAGGUAUGUUUGGAAAUCUAUGAAUAUCUUUCAUCACAUUGUAUUACUAAGUGAUCUCUUCUGGCUGUGAAAUUUGAAUUUAAUGGGCCAGUUUCCCAGGCAUAGGUUACGCCUAGCAUUGGACUAAAAAGCACUUAAAAUAGAGAAUCUCCAAUGUACGUGCUUCUUAGUACAGGGCUUAAUCUCUGUCCGGGAAACCGGCCCAAUGUGGUUUACUAAUUACGGAUUCUAUCUGAUAGACAUCCCCAGAUCAGGAUAUACCAAUGCUGUCUGAGGGAACUGGAAAAGGUAAGGCACACCUUCAAGGUUUUCUAAAUAUGUGUACAGAAUAGUUUUUAUGAGUUAAAAGAAUUUCAAACAUAUUUAUAAGUAAAUGUACAGUGCCUUGCAAAAGUAUUCAUCCCCCUUGGCUUUUUUCCUAUUUUGUUGCAUUACAACCUGUAAUUUAAAUGGAUUUUUAUUUGGAUUUCAUGUAAUGGACAUACACAAAAUAGUCCAAAUUGGUGAAGUGAAAUUUUAUAAAAAUGAAGCCCCUAAAUAUGCUAUGAAGCCCCUAAAUAAGAUCUGGUGCAACCAAUUACCUUCAGGAAUCACAUAAUGAGUUAAAUAAAGUCCACCUGUGUGCAAUCUAAGUGUCACAUGAUCUGUCACAUGAUCUCAGUAUAUAUACACCUGUUCUGAAAGGCCCCAGUGUCUGCGACACCACUAAGCAAGGGGCACCACCAUGCAAGCGGCACCACGAAGACCAAGGAGCUCUCCAAACAGGUCAGGGACAAAGUUGUGGAGAAGUACAGAUCAGGGUUGGGUUAUAAAAAAUAUCCGAAACUUUGAACAUCCCACGGAGCACCAUUAAAUCCAUUAUAAAAAAAUGGAAAGAAUAUGGCACCACAACAAACCUGCCAAGAGAGGGCCGCCCACCAAAACUCACGGACCAGGCAAGGAGGGCAUUAAUCAGAGAGGCAACAAAGAGACCAAAGAUAACCCUGAAGGAGCUGCAAAGCUCCACAGCGGAGAUUGGGGUAUCUGUCCAUAGGACCACUUUAAGCCAUACACUCCACAGAGCUGGGCUUUACGGAAGAGUGGCCAGAAAAAAAGCCAUUACUUAAAGAACAAAAUAAGCAAACACGUUUGGUGUUCGCCAAAAGGCAUGUGGGAGACUCCCCAAACAUAUGGAAGAAGGUACUCUGGUCAGAUGAGACUAAAAUUGAGCUUUUUGGCCAUCAAGGAAAACGCUAUGUCGUGGCGGCAUCAUGCUGUGGGGAUGUUUUUCAUCGGCAGGGACUGGGAAACUGGUCAGAAUUGAAGGAAUGAUGGAUGGCGCUAAAUACAGGGAAAUUCUUGAGGGAAACCUGUUUCAGUCUUCCAGAGAUUUGAGACUGGGACGGAGGUUCACCUUCCAGCAGGACAAUGACCCUAAGCAUACUGCUAAAGCAACACUUGAGUGGUUUAAGGGGAAACAUUUAAAUGUCUUGGAAUGGCCUAUUCAAAGCCCAGACCUCAAUCCAAUUGAGAAUCUGUGGUAUGACUUAAAGAUUGCUGUACACCAGCGGAACCCAUCCAACUUGAAGGAGCUGGAGCAGUUUUGCCUUGAAGAAUGGGCAAAAAUCCCAGUGGCUAGAUGUGCCAAGCUUAUAGAGACAUACCCCAAGAGACUUGCAGCUGUAAUUGCUGCAAAAGGUGGCGCUACAAAGUAUUGACUUUGGGGGGGUGAACAGUUAUGCACGCUCAUGUUUUCUGUUUUUUUUUCUAAUUUCUUGUUUGUUUCAAAAUAAAAAAUAUGUUGCAUCUUCAAAGUGGUAGGCAUGGUGUGUAAAUCAAAUGAUACAAACCCCCCAAAAAUCUAUUUUAAUUCCAGGUUGUAAGGCAACAAAAUAGGAAAAAUGCCAAGGGGGGUGAAUACUUUCGCAAGCCACUGUAUAUGAUAUAUUACUUCAUCAAGGCAUCAAUGCUAAGACAAAUUAUAUGAUCCAAGAAUAUAGGACUAUGGAUACAAGCAAAUGUACUACAAAUCAUUGUCCAGAAUGUAAAUGAAUUACUGAUAAAUUCCAAGUUACUUCUCUCCCCAGAUUCAAGCACCCAUCACAGUCAGGGACUCAACAUUCUGUAAUAUGUGGUCCGCUGGCUGGUCCAGCCAUCUAUAGUGGGUCGUAACACUACAUGUUAAAUGUGAUAUUGUAGAAUCUGGUUGAUAUAAAAACAGGAUUCUACAGCACAUUAUAUUGUAGUGUAAAGAAAUGAAACCUCCAGUAGGAAGAAUAUGACCUCUGGGUAGAGGAUCACAUUGACAAUGACUAUUAUGUGGCUUAGUGUAUGAAUCAUAUACAUUAGCUUCCACCCACACUGGAACACGUGUAUCAGCUUCUGCCUACAGCCUGUUCUAAAAUGAAAAGGACCAUGUGAUGAGUAUUAGGAACCAGCAUCGGUAGGUAAGAACCCUCUGCUCUGCCCAGGGGAAAGUCAAACGUGUGCAUAACUUCAGGACCACAACGUCUGUCAGACCAUACUAUGGAACUCCAAAUGGGACUUGAUAAUAUCUUGAGACAGAGAUUACUGGAUACUGGUGCAGGAUGCAGUGUUCGCUUGGGGAAGGCGCCCCCAGAAAUUAGAAACAGCGUCAAAAGGAUCGGAAUGUUAAUUCAAAUUGAUAACUUUAAACUACAAGAACAUCAACAUCACACUCAUAGAAGCAGACAAGGACAUCAACAUCACGCUCAUAGAAGCAGACAAAGACAUCAACAUCACGCUCAUAGAAGCAGACAAGGACAUCAACAUCACACUCAUAGAAGCAGACAAGGACAUCAACAUCACGCUCAUAGAAGCAGACAAGGACAUCAACAAGCAGAUACAACCUCACUAUGGACUGUAUGGAUCACAGAAGCAUUGA